Suillus discolor is the source of this 1505-nucleotide messenger RNA. RefSeq lists its product as uncharacterized. The transcript is spliced from 4 exons. NCBI's taxonomy places the organism in Eukaryota, Fungi, Basidiomycota, Agaricomycetes, Boletales, Suillaceae. Bases 50 to 1405 code for a protein of 451 amino acids. The record is from RefSeq and is a predicted model, not a curated record.
GUAUGCGCAGCUUGGCAACCUGUAACAUCGCCAUGGACCACCGUGACCAAUGCCCUCUCAUACUACUUGUCUUCGAGCCGCCAUGGAGCACGCUCACCACUCCCUGCAGAGCAGCAAAGUCAAGUUCGGCAGCCACCUCAACACCAUCGAGCUCGCGACGAAGGAAUUCAAUAUAGAUACCAAGUACGUGGAUCUGGUUAUCAGGUUUAUUGGGGCGUCGGAUCUUGCAAGGGUGCAUGUUAUUGGCAUGAUGAACCCGUGUUUUCGUGCUACGCUUGACGACAAGGUUUCGUACACGUCGUCUAUCAAACUGAAUACCCUUUCCCCAGUUUGGGAUGAGACCUGGAUCGUGAAGACGGUUCCUUCGACAGCUACCUUGUCCGUGGUAGUCCGAGAGGUGGAGAGUGGAGCACUGGUAAAUAAUGACAUUGGCAUGUUCAAGACAACUGUAAGUCCAGGUACGAAAGAGGUUGAAAUAGUUGGCAAGAGGCUCGGUCGAAGUAAAGGGACAUUCUGGUUGAACAUUGAAACCUCUCCGUCGGCUCAGAAUUCAAUAUCACUACCAUAUUUGUUUGAUGGCCCGAUCCACUAUUCUCGACACGACUCACCAACAAUGGGCGUUCUUACCAAUCUCAGGGACACGCGGCUGUAUUCGACAUGGAAGAUCUAUAUUAAAGGUGUUCCGCAAUUCUUUGGGGAUAUGGUGCAACGAUGGAACCACGAUUACAAGGGCGCACAGGCCAUUUUCAAAGGGCCUACAUCAAUUGCGGUGCGUUCCGGCAUUAUGGCUGGCCACCACAUGUUAUACGCCCGGACCGUUUCGAAUGAUUUUGGGGUUAUAACAAGUGCCGAUGAUGUGUUCAAGUUACUGCGAGGCGGCUUGCGUCGAUCAUCGGGAGACGGCAGUAACGCAUUUGAAAAUCGCAUCAAGCCCGCAGUAUACACGUAUGUUAUCGCCGAGGAAGACAACACCUUCCGUUUCUCAGAGACAGGGGCGGCGUUCUUCGUUAACUUUGCAUCGAAGCAUGCACUGCAUAGCAACUGUGCAGAAAGCGUAGUGUACGGCGGAGAGUUUCAUCCUCGCCCAGAAGGUGGCUGGGAGAACUUCUCCGAUUGUACGGACGAUAGCGGUGUGAGAUGGGAGUUGGUGAUUGAUAACGACUCUGGGACGUAUUCUCCUAAUCCUGAUCUGCUGCCCAAAAUUGUACAACUCCUGGAACACAAUUUUACGGGGAUCGACGUAGUUGCGCUAGCAGAGGACGAUCCGGAAUUGAAGAAGAGUAUAGAUGCGUGCAGGGAGUACGCAUUGACGAAAAGGGGGGUGAAAAGUACGGAGUUGGAGCCUCAUGCCACUGAGGGCGAAGAGACGCUAUCGGAUCGGGUUUCAGCACUUAAGAAGACCUAAUUAUUGAGGAUGAUGUCGUUGUCAGGUGUUAGAGAGCAGGUGACAUGGUUGAUGUAAAGAUAAAUGUGUUAGAUAAAAGGAAAUGAUGUGUGAUGCUCAA